Molecule: messenger RNA, 3272 nt
Organism: Cyclopterus lumpus (lumpfish)
Lineage: Eukaryota; Metazoa; Chordata; Actinopteri; Perciformes; Cyclopteridae
Gene: ankrd6b
Product: ankyrin repeat domain 6b
Exons: 15
Coding region: 354-2726 (790 amino acids)
Molecular function (GO): protein binding
Source: RefSeq, a predicted model, not a curated record
UGUGUGGUUCCCUCUCACUCAACGUGCAGCUCGCGAGGCGGUCGGGACUAGCUGAAACGCUCCAGUCUCCGUCCGAGAGUCCACGACGCUCCAGCGGACGCUUUCUCUCCAAACAGCAGAGAGGAUGAAGAGGAGGCCGCCUGGCAGUGUGUGGAGUUCAUAAAGCAAGAAGCAGCAGCAGCACUGGCAGCCUCUCCGGCUCCGCGUCUGUUCGACGCCUCCGUCUGCAGCGGCGGCGCUCGCCAUGAGUUAGACGGAUCCCGCAGGAGCGAAACGCCACAGCUGCCUCUCCACGCCACCCGGAGCCCCCGUGACCGACCCGUGACCGGCGGGCGGCGCCCGCCCUGCUCUCCAUGAGCCAGCGGGAUGCGGCUGAGGUCCUCGCGCUCUCCGAGCGCCUCCUCGUAGCGUCGCACAAGGGCCAAGCCGACAACGUGGUGCAGCUCAUCAACAAGGGCGCCAAAGUAGCCGUCACCAAGUAUGGCAGGAGCCCCCUUCACUUGGCCGCCCACAAAGGUCACAUCGAGGUCGUGCGUAUCCUCCUCAAAGCCGGCUGUGACCUCGACAUCCAAGACGACGGGGAGCAGACGGCGUUACAGCGAGCCGCCGUGGUGGGAAACAGCGACGUCAUCAGCGCUCUCAUCCAGGAAGGGUGUGCACUGGACAGACAGGACAAGGACGGCAACGCGGCGCUCCACGAGGUGUCCUGGCACGGCUUCAGCCAGUCGGUGAAGGUGCUGGUGAAGGCCGGAGCCAACGCGCACGCCAAGAACAAGGCAGGAAACACGGCUCUCCACCUGGCCUGUCAGAACGCUCACGCUCAGAGCUGCAAGGUGCUGCUGCUCGGAGGCUCCAGGCCCGACAACAAGAACCACGUGAGUCAUUCUUGCUGUGACACAUCUUUCAAAUCAAUUCAUUAUUAUUUCUUUUUUUUUUUUUUUGCAACAUUGCUAAAUCUUAUUUUCCAGGCGGGGGACACGUGUCUGCACGUGGCGUCCCGCUACAACCACGUGGCCGUGAUCCGCAUCCUGCUGGGAGCCUUUUGCUCCGUGUCAGAGAAAAACCUGGCUGGGGACACGCCGCUGCACGUGGCUGCUGCUCUGAAUCAUAAGAAGUCGGUACGUCUGCUGCUGGAAGCCGGAGCAGACAGCAACAUCUGCAACAAUGCAGGUCAGACGGCUCUUGACCAAGCCAGAGAACACAACAACCCAGACGUGGCUCUUCUAUUGACCAAAGCUCCCCAGGUGCAGAGUUUUGUGCGAGGCAGGACUGCGAGGAAGAGGAGAGACAAGCUGAAGGCGGAGGGCAGAGCUCAGUCUGUGCCCAGAGAUGAGAUGCUGCCCUGUAAGGACAGCGCUGCAGAUGACACGCAGAGCAGCGACCGAGCUGCCUGCAAACACGCCGAGGCCACCGAGACCAACGCCGAGACGGAAAGGAACAAGAAGCAGAAACAGAAACCGUCUUUGUCCGAGCCGCUCCGCCGCAGAGACGCCGCCGCCGCCGCCGCUCACAAGAGGAGAUGCAAACCGCGAGGAGCCGACGUCCCUCCGCACAACUACAAAGCCUAUCAGCUCUACACGCUGUACCGCGGCAAGGACGGCAAGGUCAUGCAGGCUCCUCUGAACGGCUGCCGCUGCGAACCUCUCAUCAGUAAACUGGAGAACCAGCUGGAGGCCACCAAGGAGGAGAUGAAGACUGAAAUCCACACCGUCCAAGACCUGAUGAACAGCAAGAUGGGCCAGCUGGACCGCAAGAACAAACACCAGAUCCGAGCUCUCGACAAGAUGACGGUGGAGCGAGUGUCGGCCGAGAGGACCGAGUGUCUGCAGAGGAUCGAGCAGCGGGCCCUGCAGGAGAGGCUGGAAGCGGAGAAGAGACAGGCGUCCCUGGUCAGUGAGCUGAAGAGCUGGUGUCUGUCCAAGCUGCACAACAUGGACCUUCGAUUCGCGGGAGACCCCGGCGGCGCCGAGCUGCGGCGCUCCUCCUCCUCUGUGGCCGAGGGCCUGAACGAAGUCGACGGCGCCGGCUUCACCGCACUGCCCACUGGCGAGGGAGGCAGCUCCCAGUGCCUGGAGCGCCACAACAGCGCCGCCCUACCGGACUCCAGCCGGGGGGAGGGCGGCUCAGCCAACCACUACUUUGUGGUUAAUGUGGAGAGCUCUCCAGACGGCGAUAAGGCUCACAAUGAGGUCACCGCUCCUCGGGUCGCAAAGAGCCCCCCGUCGUCUGUCCAGGUGGUCCGGCCCAAGGAGCGUCUCGGGAUCUGCGCCGACACCCAGCGGGAGAACCAGGACCAGAACCAGGACCUGGACCUGCAGGACGCGGAGUACGGGGGGGCGAGGGGGGGCAGGAAUUACCGAUCCGGCAGCCUGUCUCCGGCCGCAGAGCGACGCCGCUGCAGCAGAACCGAAGCCGGGCCCAGAGACCGGGAUCGCGGGCGGGACAGAGGGAACCACCACAAGAAGCAGGGCAGGACUAAGUCCAGGGGGCCCACGGGGGCGGUCAGGACUCUGGAGAGGGACAACAUGCACGCCCAGGAGGUGACCCAGUACUUCUUCGAGGCGGUGUCGGCGCAGAUGGAGCGCUGGUACGAGAGGAAGGUGCAGGAGGCUCGUUGGCAUGCCGACCAGAAGGCCCAGGCCGACCGGGCCGCGCUGGUGGAGCGGGUCAUGCACCUGGAGGACGAGCUGCGUAUGCUCAGGACUAACAGGCACGACGACCACUGACACACACACACACACACACACACACACACGCAGGAAGCCCGGCCGCACUCUGAACAUGACUUUGUGCACCACCAGGAGAAGAAAGGUGUGAAAGUGCACCUGCACGCUGUCGAUGGGAGUUACAGGAACAUAAGCUGUGUUGUAUCUGCAUGUUUGUGAUGAGGAACCGAUUUUGUUAUUUAUGAGAAUGGAACUAAACUGACACUGUAUUUAAAGCCCUAAAGGUUGUUGUUUGUUUGUUUCCAGUAUAAAUAUCUGAUUUUUAUUUUUAGGCUGCCCAUAGAAUAGUUAAUACACACACACACACACACUUCCUUCAACAUUGUUUAAAUAUUAUUUUGUAAGCUUAUAAGAAAUUAAUAUGUAAAAAUAACAAUAUAUAAUGUUACAAGUUGGCAUUUAAGAGGUAUUUUUUGUUUUAAAUCCUUUCAGUUGAUGACUAAACUUUUUAUAUUGACUUUAAAAAAAAAAAGGGAUGUUAUAAACUGGAGGAUUUCUACGACUAGAGGAUUAAUAACAAAUGAGUUGAUGUUUGUCUGUUUUUAA